UGCUGUACAUGGUUCUAACACCAUAACCAAGUUUGCAGUUGACACCACCAGGCUGGCCAGCACCUGGCUGCGUGGUUUGCCAACAACAACCUGGCCCUUAACACCCAGAUGACCACAGAGAUCAUUGUGGACUUCAGACAAACACACAUGGGGAAAUGGGGAAUUGCCAUCCCACAGUUGGAUUAUGAACUGGAUUGGUAUUGGCACUGGAGCAAUAUCUCACAAUCAAGGGAGACUCUGGACGCAGGGUAAUGAUGAGCUCCUCUGACCUUUCACUGGAGAUAACCUUCCUUAGCUGCUCAGUGGAAACUCCUUAGGGUGGACUCAUGGAUGCCCACAGCUGCAGACCUGACUGAGAAUACUGACUGAAUUUUGAGAGAGGCUAUGGUGCGGUAGACAUGGCCUCCAGAUGUACAGACACAGACACAAGCACAUGUCCAGGUACGAGUGAGCAAGUAACAAGAAGAAGAAGAAGAAGCCGCUGGAGCAACUGAAGCUAUGAAGCUAAAGAGGUUUUGAAAACAACCCAGCGAGUGCCAAGCCAUCCUGCGUGAAGACCCCAACCUUCCCUGCGCAGUCAGGGCCUCGGCUCUCCGGCCGGGCCAAUCUUCAGUCCCACCCCACCCCUCCCUGCCCCCCUUUCCCUACUCGAGGCAAGAUGGCCACCGGUGGUGCCCCUCGCCUCUCCUUGCCACUUCUGCUGCCUGUCACCACUCUGCUGCUAUCACUGCUGCUCACCAGCUCCCAAGCCUUAUCACAACCGUGGUUCACUAAAGUUCCCGUCGACCAGAUUGGCGUCUCAGGGGGCGUAGUCUCCUUUGUCUGCCAGGCAACAGGCGAUCCCAAGCCAAGGGUUAGCUGGAACAAGAAAGGCAAGAAGGUCAACUCCCAGCGUAUAGAGACCAUUGAGUUUGACGAGGGUGCCGGCGCUGUACUCAGAAUCCAGCCUCUCAGAGCACCACGUGAUGAGAACAUCUAUGAAUGCGUGGCUGAGAACAGCGAGGGCGAGAUCACCGUCAAUGCCAAGUUGUCUAUCAUCCGAGAGGACCUACUCCCACCAGGCUUUCCUAACAUUGACAUGGGCCCUCAACUGAAAGUGGUGGAGCGCACUCGAACAGCCACCAUGCUCUGUGCUGCCAGUGGCAACCCUGACCCAGAAAUCACCUGGUACAAAGACUUCCUGCCCAUUGACCCCAGUGCAAGUAACGGGCGAAUCAAACAGCUACGCUCAGAAACCUUUGAGGGUACCCCGAUUCGAGGUGCCUUGCAGAUCGAGAACAGCGAGGAGACAGACCAGGGGAAGUACGAGUGCGUGGCGUCUAAUGUGGAAGGCGUGCGCUACUCGUCCCCUGCUAACCUUUAUGUGCGAGAGCUUCGAGAAGUUCGACGGGUGCCUCCUCGCUUCUCCAUUCCACCUACGAGUCAGGAAAUUAUGCCCGGUGGCAGUGUGAACAUAACGUGUGUGGCAGUGGGGUCGCCCAUGCCUUACGUCAAGUGGAUGCUGAACUCGGAGGACUUGACACCAGAGGAUGAGAUGCCAGUGGGCAGGAACGUUCUCGAACUGAGCAGCGUCCGCGAGUCAGCCAACUACACCUGCGUGGCCAUGAGCAGCCUUGGCAUUAUUGAGGCUGUGGCGCAGAUCACUGUCAAAUCUCUCCCCAAGCCCCCAGGUACCCCUGUGGUUACUGAAACCACUGCCACCAGUGUGACUAUCACCUGGGACUCAGGCAACCCAGACCCAGUGACUUACUAUAUCAUCCAGUACAGGGCCAAGUCCCCAGACAGCAAGUAUGAGACAGUGGAUGACAUCACCACUACACGUUACAGCAUUGGUGGCCUCUACCCCAACACAGAGUAUGAAAUCCGUGUCUCAGCCGUCAACACAAUCGGCCAGGGUCCUCCCAGUGAGCCAGUAGAAACUCGGACUGGAGAACAAGCCCCUGCAAGUCCACCACGAAAUAUUCAGGCCCAGAUUAUUUCCCAAAACACCAUGAUGGUGCGCUGGGAAGAGCCCGAGGAGCCCAAUGGGCAGAUUAAGGGAUACCGCGUUUAUUACACCAUGGAUGACUCCCAGCCCAUGAGCCUCUGGCAGAUCCAUAAUGUCCAGGAUAGCAUCAUCACUACUAUCCAGAGCCUGGUUCCUCAAGAGACAUACACAAUCAAAGUCUUAGCGUUCACCUCUGUAGGAGAUGGACCCUUCUCAGAGCCUAUCCAUGUCAAAGUACUACAGGGAGUUCCAGGUCAACCAUCCAAAUUCCAGGUUGGUGCUGUGUCUGACACCAGCAUUGAACUGACCUGGGAACCUGCCUAUGAAAAGGAAGGAAUUAUAAGUUAUGAACUUCGCUACACGGAAGGCAGUUUUGGCACCCAGAUGAAGAAAACAUUUGGACCCACAUCUUCAUAUGUUGUGGAAGGGCUCCGCCCAAACACAGAGUACCACUUCUCCCUGGCAGCCAUUUCAGUCAAAGGCAUUGGAGCCUUCACAAAUGAGAUAUCGCAGAAGACCUUACAAGCAAAGCCCUCAGCCCCCCCUCAAGACAUUAAGUGCAGCAGCACCAGCUCCACCACCCUGCUGGUAAGUUGGCACCCCCCGCCUUUGAAGAGUCAGAAUGGUGACCUGGUGGGGUAUAGGGUGCGCUACCAGGUGGUGGGCCCCUCAGAAGGUGGCAGCGACGACGGGGAACCCAUGGAGGAGCCGACGGUGCCUGCCACCGAAGAGCAGGUGCUGCUGCAGCGAUUGGAGAAGUGGACCCAGUACCGCAUCACCGUGUCCGCCUUCACCGUGAUUGGGCCAGGCCCUGAGAGCGAGCCCCUGAUCUGCCGGACAGACGAAGAUGUGCCAGGGGCUCCUCCAAGGCGAGUGGAGGUGGAGGUCCUCAACUCUACAGCACUAAAGGUGAUGUGGCGCUCCAUGACGCCAGGCAAGCAGCACGGUCAAAUUCGUGGCUACCAGGUUCACUAUGUACGUGUGGAAAAUGGCGAGUCAAGGGGCCUGCCCCUCAUCAAGGACGUCAUGCUGGCUGAUGCCCAGUGGGAAACGGACGAUACAGCUGAAUAUGAAAUGGUCAUUGGAGGACUCAAGCCAGACACAACUUACUCCAUUACGGUGGCAGCAUACACCACCAAGGGGGAUGGAGCCCGGAGCAAACCAAAACUGGUGGUGACCAAAGGGGCAGUGCCUGGUUCACCCUAUCUCUCAGUGGCUCAGAACUCGGAGACAUCAGCUGUUGUUCGCUGGGACCCUCCAGACCUGACCAAUGGCAUGGACCUGCAGGGUUACCGGCUCCAGUUUGGCCGGAAGGAUGUCUCUCCUUUGGCCACACUGGAAUUUGCUCCCCAAGAACGACAGUACUCUGUGGGCAACAUUCACCGGGGGGCCAUUUAUCUCUUUAAAAUCUCAGCCAAGAGCAGAGGGGGCUUUGGGGAAGAGGCUGUUGUGGAACUCAGUGUGCCUGAGAAUACACCAGGGGGAUACCCUCAAAUAAAUGAGGGUUCCAAUGUGACGUGCUGCUCAGUGCAGCUGUCCUGGUCUCCUCCAGUUCUGGCGGAGAGGAAUGGGGUAAUCACGGAGUACACUUUGGCCUAUAAAGAAGCAGGUGCUGGAGGAGCACCACGGGAACUCCGCUUGCCCCCGAGCCUGUCCAGCUACGUGCUCAACAGCCUCAAACCGAACUCAGCGUAUGAUGUGAAAAUACGUGCACACACCAGUGUAGGUCCAGGGCCCUACAGCCCUCCUAUCCAGUAUCGGACGGUGGCCUUUGAUCCAUCAGAUGUCCCAAAGAAUUUCACUGUCAAGUGGGCCACCAAGACCACAGUGGUCCUUGCAUGGAAGUUUUCUGAAAGCAGGUCUCCAUACAAAUGCACGAUCGAGUACAACCGUCAGAAGAUGGAUGUGGAUGCCAGGCAGAUGAGGGUGCUCGUCACUGGGCUAAGGCACAAUACUACUUACGAGUUCAGGGUGACGUGCCAAGAAAGCAUGGAUGGUGGGCCAAGACACCGUGUGGUGGCCAGGACCGCUCCAUUCAUCCUGGUCAAGAAACCCAAGCUGGACAUCUACGCUAAGUCUAACAACAUGCCCACCAUGUCCUUCCCACCAGUCGAUACCAAGGAUGUCAAGAACUUCUAUCUGGUAGUGGUGCCACUUAAGAGGACCUCUGGAAAUGUUAAGAACUUGAAGAACCCUGAUGAGAUGGACAUGGAUGAGCUGUUGCGGGAGGUGACCCCAAAGCGUCGUUCACGCCGUCAGCUUGCUCAGCUGGACCAGAGGAAACCCUACAUCACAGCCUGCUUCAGGGAGCUGCCUUCCAGCUUUACUGUGGGAUCUGACCACCGCCACAGCAGCUGUGAGAACAAGCCUCUUGAACCUGACCAGGAGUAUGUCUUCUUCCUGCUGGCUGAACUCAAUGCCACCGCCGGGAAAAUGUUUGCUACCAGCCCUUAUACCGACAUAGUGAUGACUACAGAGCAGACUAUGGACCCCCUGCCAAAAGAGACUGGUGAUGGACUCAUAUGGGUGGUGGGCCCAGUCCUGGCUGUGGUCUUCAUCAUCUGCAUCGUGAUCGCCAUUCUCCUGUAUAAAAACCGCAAGAGAAAAGAGUCAGAGCCACGCACAAAAUGUCUUCUGAACAACGCAGACAUUACGCCCCACCACCCUACAGACCCUGUAGAGAUGAGACGCAUCAAUUUCCAAACUCCAGAUUCUGGUCUAAGCAGUCCUCAGAGUGAAGCAGAUUUUGACUAUGAAAGUAUGAUGAAUCAUCCUCCCAUCCCUAUUUCAGAGUUGGCUGAACACACAGAGCUUCUCAAGGCCAACGACAACCUCAAGCUCUCACAGGAAUAUGAGUCUAUCGAUCCAGGCCAGCAGUUCACCUGGGAACACUCUAACCUGGAGGUGAACAAGCCAAAAAAUCGUUACGCCAACGUGAUUGCCUACGACCACUCCCGCGUCAUCCUGGCUCCCAUCGAGGGUAUCACAGGUAGCGACUAUAUCAAUGCCAACUACAUCGAUGGCUACAGGAAGCAGAAUGCCUACAUCGCCACCCAGGGUCCAUUACCAGAGACAUUUGGGGACUUCUGGAGGAUGGUUUGGGAACAGAGAGCAGCCACUGUCGUCAUGAUGACCAGGCUGGAAGAAAAGUCACGGAUUAAGUGUGACCAGUACUGGCCCAGUCGUGGCACAGAAACCUAUGGUAUGACCCAAGUGACCCUGCUGGACACCAUAGAAUUGGCCACUUUCUGUGUCCGCACUUUCUCCUUGCACAAGAAUGGCUCCAGUGAGAAGCGGGAGGUUCGUCAGUUCCAGUUCACAGCGUGGCCUGACCACGGUGUACCAGAGUACCCGACCCCCUUCCUGGCCUUCCUCCGUAGGGUGAAGACCUGCAACCCGCCUGAUGCCGGACCAAUCAUCGCCCACUGCAGUGCGGGUGUCGGCCGGACAGGCUGCUUUAUCGUCAUCGAUGCCAUGCUUGAGCGUAUCAAGCAUGAGAAGACGGUCGACAUUUACGGCCACGUGACUCUGAUGCGGUCACAGCGGAACUACAUGGUGCAGACAGAGGACCAAUACAGCUUCAUUCACGACGCACUGCUGGAGGCGGUGGCUUGCGGCAACACUGAAGUGGCUGCCCGGAGCCUCUAUUCCUACAUCCAGAAGCUGGCCCAGGUGGAGAGCGGGGAGCAUGUCACUGGCAUGGAGCUAGAGUUCAAGCGUUUGGCCAACUCCAAAGCCCACACGUCGCGCUUCAUCAGUGCCAACCUUCCCUGCAACAAGUUUAAGAAUCGGCUGGUCAACAUCAUGCCCUAUGAGACCACACGUGUCUGCCUGCAGCCAAUCAGAGGCCUGGAAGGAUCUGACUACAUCAAUGCCAGUUUCAUUGAUGGAUACAGACAACAGAAAGCCUACAUCGCCACACAGGGCCCCCUGGCAGAGACUACAGAAGACUUCUGGAGAAUGCUCUGGGAGAACAACUCUACCAUUGUAGUCAUGUUGACCAAACUGAGAGAGAUGGGACGGGAAAAGUGUCACCAAUACUGGCCGGCAGAGCGCUCAGCCAGAUAUCAGUACUUUGUGGUGGAUCCCAUGGCCGAGUACAACAUGCCCCAAUACAUCCUUCGAGAGUUCAAGGUCACAGACGCCAGGGAUGGCCAGUCCAGGACAGUAAGGCAGUUCCAGUUUACUGAUUGGCCAGAGCAAGGCGUCCCCAAAUCUGGGGAGGGAUUCAUUGAUUUCAUUGGCCAGGUGCAUAAAACCAAGGAGCAAUUUGGACAGGAUGGACCAAUCUCUGUCCACUGCAGUGCUGGUGUGGGCAGGACUGGAGUCUUCAUCACCCUCAGCAUCGUCCUGGAGAGAAUGCGCUAUGAAGGUGUGGUUGAUAUAUUCCAGACAGUGAAGAUGCUCCGGACACAGAGGCCAGCCAUGGUCCAGACUGAGGAUGAGUACCAGUUCUGCUAUCAUGCAGCUCUGGAGUACUUAGGAAGCUUUGAUCACUAUGCAACGUAAAAAGCCAUCUCUUCCCCCCAGAAUCCUGUCACCCCCUCAACAGUCUCCUGAGCCAUAGAAACUUUGAAAUUUGAAACAACGACAGCAGACGACGAUAACACCACCACUAAUUCACACACCAAACAGGAUCCUAUUGUAGAUUUUUAGAAGACAAUGCCCAACAAAUCAGUUCAGAUUUAAAUUCCAAAUUCGACUAAGAGACCCCUCACGAGGAAGCGAGGAAAAUUGCCCAUCAUCUAGAAAAGAAAAUCCUCAUCAAGAGAGGAACCAGAAGCUGUGGCUCAAGCUGUGGGGCGGGAAUCGAUCAAAGUGUCAGACUGCUUACCUUACCUCAAGUGUUUCAAUGUGGAGGACAUUGUAAACAUUCGUGGACAUUUCUCUUCUCAAAAAUAUCUUCGUGAUACAAUGGUACAAAGCAACAGAUAAUGAAGGAGAAGGCAACAACAGAAAUCAAUGAGAGGCAGAUGGAUGUAGCCGAGACGGGGUGACUUUGUUGUUUUUUUGAUAAGCCUAGGUGUAAAAGGGGUUCAAGUAUUUCUAUCAACACAUUUUGUGAGUGAUAUCCAGAGAAAUUACCAAACCGUUGGUUGCCUGUGUGAACACAAAUGGUUUUCCCCAAACUCUGGUCAGCCAAACAAGAUGGGACAAAAAAAGCAAAAUAGUGGUAACGAAACUAGCAGGAGAACGCUCCCAUCUCGCAUCAAAUAAAUCUUGAGUUUUACACUGUUCCACUAAUGAUAUGCAUAACACGUAUGGAAAAACACUCAACUAUUAAAGUAUACAUCACAUAACUGCCUGUCCUCAAGCGCUACGAGCUUAGAGAAGGCACUGUCAGUGGUUGUUGGGAAGAAAGCAGCAACACAUAUCUUAAGAUCAGUUAGUUUCAUGAAUUGUGAACUUGUGCAAAAUUAGUACCCUAAGCCAGGAAGCCACAGUGACAUUGAAAAAUACCACAAUGUAUUUACAUUAAAAAGUGCCGCAGGAGGUUCAUGUCUCAGUCACCAGAGAAUUCGGGGAAAACCUCGCCUGUUGCAAGAAGCUGCGGCUGGAUCGUCUUGCGGACGGUCAACUGUGUCCCAAGAUUUUUUACAAUCACUCCUCUCUGUGGAACCAUUGCAUCAUGGGGCUUCGGUGUUAACAUCCACCUUUUUGAACUAGAGAUAAAUCUGGUGGGCGAGAAGCUUUGGAACAAACGGAACAACUAAACAAGGAUUGCCGCAAAGUUGGGGCUUUCUUUGUGUACAGUGACCAACGCUCAUCAUCAUUGUUUAUAACUUUUUUGUCUCAUGAGGAAUUAUCUUUUUUUUUUUCUUUUCUUUUCUGUCAAAACCAAACAUGCUGCUUAUCUUGUGUAUGCUGUACAUGUGACUCUUGUGGGAGAGGAAACUGACGAACAAAAGAUGCCAGCUCUGCUAACUGCUCACAUCCAGGCGGACAUUACUAAAAGCGCAUCCACACCAUCAUCGUUCACCGGUCUUUUUGCAGCCCUCCUUUUUUUUCCAGUCUUCUUUAAGAUCAUCUAUUUCAUUGUAAAAGACACUCAGAAGUGGCAGAGGCCGCUUGCAGUUACAAAGCUUUACGUUCAUGUGAUUAAAAAUUGGCCUUUAGUUCCACUGUAUGUGUGUUUGGUAACAGAUGGAAAAACAAAGUAGAUACUUUGGUUUUUGUCCUCCGUUUUAUAGAUGAUGUCUCUGUGGGUGAAACAGUCAGACCAGGCAGCCAUGUUGGAUCUUAUUGCCAUGAUUUGAUCAUGAAAUUCUUUGGUACAAAAUACUUUAUUUGCACAUCCCUGAGAAAAAAACAAAAGAAACUUGAAACAAAUACCCCAAAAACAACUGCAGGUUGACGCACUAAUGUAUAUGUUACUGAUAAAAAAUUUUAAAAAAUCAAGCUUUUGAAUUCACCAGAUUUUCAUUUUGAGAUCAGCGCUGCGGUAUAAACGAGCGUUCGGAUUCUGUGAAGGUUUCUUGUGCGUGUGCACAAAAACCAGAACAAUGGACAGAACUGUGUGUAAUCUUUUCUUAUUUCCAAAAAAGCCUUAUUGUUAUUGUAACAUUAUGAAAACAUUAAUGUUGUAUUAUGACAACUUAUUUUACAUUACAUAGUUGACUUUUUAUUUUCUUUUUGGUUUAGUUUUUUAACAGAGAUGUUGUAUCACAUUUUUUAAAAUUAGCAGGAAAAGAGAAAUGCUUAUUUGUUCAUAUUACGUUAAAAGACAUUCUAUUUUUUCACUGUAGAAAUGUUAAGUAUAACAUGUCUGUGUACGUGUGCAUAUAUGUAUGUAUGUGUAUAUAUACACAUAUAUACAUAUAUAUGUGUGUGUGUGUGUGUGU
Messenger RNA from Xiphias gladius (swordfish), 8829 nucleotides. RefSeq names its product protein tyrosine phosphatase receptor type Sa (gene ptprsa). Lineage: Eukaryota; Metazoa; Chordata; Actinopteri; Istiophoriformes; Xiphiidae. The transcript has 40 exons. The coding region runs from base 659 to 6496 and encodes 1945 amino acids. The record is from RefSeq and is a predicted model, not a curated record. Gene Ontology annotation, biological process: protein dephosphorylation. Gene Ontology annotation, molecular function: protein tyrosine phosphatase activity; protein binding.